UUGCUCUGCUUUCUAGUGAAACAAGGCGUUCAUUGGAUAAAUAGCUUUCGUUUCCCCACCGAUUUACCCAAAUAAAAGGCAAACGGAGAACGAAUCCGAGGCAUCUCUCACUCUGCAUCAUGGAUUACCUAUGCGCAGCAGUCGUUGGUACAGUAGGUGCUGGUGUUGCCGUGCUCGCUGCCCCUGUACUUCUGGGCGCCGCUGGCUUCACCGCGGCCGGAAUCACCGCUGGGUCAAUGGCUGCAGGCAUGAUGUCAGCAGCUGCCGUAGCGAACGGAGGGGCGGUGGCAGCGGGCACCACAGUGGCCGUGUUGCAGGCAGCAGGUGCGGCUGGUCUGGGGGCAGUGGCUACUGCUGCAACUGCUAGUGGAGGAGCAGCAGCUGCACUGGCUCUGAAAGAGGCUCUAGAAUCAGCUGCAACUUAAUGCUCCCCUCUUGUCAAGCAGAUUUCUUAAUGAGGUUUUAGUUAUUUGCAAUGGGCUUCACAACAGAAUUUUUGGCUGCAUUGUGUAGCCUACUAUUAAUUCUUCAAGUUUCCCCAUUUGCCUUAAAAAUCCUUGAUAACAGAAUGGGGCGAUAACCACCAUCUUAAGAAUUUGACCUUGUGAAACAUAAUUCUGAUUUCUUUAUGCUAACUAAAUCUGAACUAAAUCCCAUUAAAAAAGGAAUGUGCAGAUACA
Gadus morhua (Atlantic cod) is the source of this 680-nucleotide messenger RNA. RefSeq names its product interferon alpha-inducible protein 27-like protein 2A. Gene Ontology annotation, cellular component: mitochondrial membrane. Bases 120 to 425 code for a protein of 101 amino acids. The record is from RefSeq and is a predicted model, not a curated record. The transcript is spliced from 4 exons. Gene Ontology annotation, biological process: intrinsic apoptotic signaling pathway; release of cytochrome c from mitochondria. NCBI's taxonomy places the organism in Eukaryota, Metazoa, Chordata, Actinopteri, Gadiformes, Gadidae.